Molecule: messenger RNA, 1419 nt
Organism: Emiliania huxleyi CCMP1516
Lineage: Eukaryota; Haptophyta; Isochrysidales; Noelaerhabdaceae
Exons: 5
Coding region: 1-1419 (472 amino acids)
Source: RefSeq, a predicted model, not a curated record
AUGAGCUGGUUCGCGGCUUCAAGAGCGGUCGGCGCUCCGGCACAAGAGACUUAUAAGGGCUUUCGCCUGCGCGCAGACGUGCACCAUCAGCACGAGACCCUGGAGCAGCUGGCGAGCAGGCACAAGACUUCACCCGAGGCGGCGGACCGCGCGGCUGAGGCGGCCGUCACGGUGGGCGACGUGUCACGCGGCUCCGGCUGGUACGUCGAGGCGCUUCGUCGUCGGGUGGCGCUCGCCGGUGGCACAAAGGCGCAGGUGGCGUCUGCGGCCAGGUACGGGCUGCUGCACCUCGCGACCCACGCCGAGGUCCACGCCGUCGGCAUCGCGCGGCAGCUGCUGCGCUCGCGCCAGCCCGGCGCGUACAUUGACCAGCUGGAGCGAAGCUGCGGCGGCGAGAGUGACGCGAGCGCCGAGCUGCGCGCCGCGGCGCUCGGCGGCGGCGAGCUGCUCCGCGCGGCGCUUGUGCGGCUCGUCGCCCACUGCGCGCACGUGCAACGUGCGGUGCAGAAGCUCGUCGACGCGGGCGCCGACGCAACGCUGGUGCGCGGCGGGUACACCGUCGCCCACCUGCUCGCCCACCUCGGCGAGCCUUCGCUCCUCCGCGACGCAGCCGAGGCGCUGCCUGCUCGCGAGUGGCGGCGGCAGCUCCUCUCGACGAGCGCGCCGGCGGGCCGCACGCCGCUGCAGCUCGCCGCUGCGCACGGCCACGCCCAGGGGCGGGCCGAGUGCGACGUGGCGGUCGUCGACGUGGCCAGACUCACACCCGCGGAGUUUCGCCGGCGCUUCCUGGCGACGGAGCGGCCGGUGCUGGUCCGCAACGGUUCCGCGCACCGGUGGGCGCAGCUGCGCAGCGCGCUGAGCCACGCGCGGCUGGUCAAGGCCCACGGCAGCCGUACCAUCUCGGUGAGCGAGGUGCCGUACCACGACGGCACGACUCCGACGGAGACGAGCCUCGGCGCCUUUGCGAAGCGGGCGCUCUACUACUUCGAGUCGCUGCCCGCCGGCGCGCUUCGCGACGCGGUGUCGGCGCAUGUGCCGCCGUUCCUCGCGCGGAACAUCGACGCCGGCUGGCUGUCGGAGGCGUCGGUGCAGCUCGCGAUUGGCGGCGCGCGCAGCGGCGCGCCGCUCCACUAUCACAAGGCGGCGCUCAACACGCUGGUCUACGGCCGAAAGGCGUGGUGGCUCGCCCCUCCUCGCGACGCCGCGUACAGCAGCACGCCCGUUGCGCGCUGGGCGGAGGGGGGGCCCAAACGCUACGCCUCCGCCGGCCGCACGCUCCUGCGCUGUGAACAGCGCGCCGGGGACGUACUCUACUUGCCGGACUUUUGGGGACACGCAGUGCUCAAUCUUCAGCCGUCGGUGGGCGUCGCCACCGAGUUUGCUUCGCCGCGGAUGCAGUUCGAGUACCGUGAUGACUGA